UCCGGUUCAGACAUGACAAGUGCGGCCGAGAGGAGCCCAACUCUGUCGGUAUCUUAAGCGAUAAAACAUACACUUUUCAACAUUCCACCGCCAAGCCGGACGUCUGGACACAAUGCUAUGGUGGAGCUACAUGUGUUACGAAGAGGCUGUGUUUACCCAGGGAGGAGAAGUCUUUCUUUGUACGCUAUUUUGGUCCCUCGGUUAGGGGUGAUGCUCUGCAAGCGGGCUGGAUGAACGUUGAGUAGCCUGACGCGGCUUCGCCACAGGCCGGGACGAGUUUUUGAGCUGAGUCCGGGAGGACCGCGACAACCAAAUGCUCGGAAGUCUCUGUUAGCAAACGGGCUACCUGGACGCAGAGAGCUCUGCCUCAAUAAUUCUUAUUGAGAGGGAGACUCAGUCAGCUUUCACGGUGGAAACGAGAAGGAGAGCCAAGAUGAAUGCCGUGCGGGGGGGCACGGUCACCUGGCGUCCCCAGCCGUGGCAGGACGGAGACGGGGGAGGAGGGGAGCCGCUAUCGGACAGCGACUCCGAGGAAGAGGACUUCCCCGACGACAGCACCACUCCUCUGGGGGACUACAUCACGCAUGGACUGAAGCAACUCCUGGACGCCCAGCAGCUGUGUGAUGUCACUCUGCUUGUGGAGGGGAAGAAAUUCAUGUGUCACAGAGUCCUUUUGGCGGCCGUGAGCCCAUACUUUCGGGCGAUGUUCACCAGCCCUUUGGUGGAAUCCCGCCUCACCGAGAUCCGCCUGGAGGACGUGACGCCGUCUGUAAUGGAGACUGUCAUCCAGUUUGUUUACACCGGUGAAGCGGGGCUCUCACUGGACACUGCUGAGGACCUGUUUGUGGCUGCCAACCGUCUUCAGGUCAUGCCCCUUCAAGACCUGUGCUCCAGGUUUCUAUUUGAGCACCUCUCAGUGGAUAACUGUCUCGGGAUGUACUCUCUGGCCCGGUCGCAUCACGACCAGCUUCUGCUGCGUGCCUCCAUGCGCCUGGUUGCUCAGCACUUUCCCCGAGUGGCUCGGCAGAAAGACUUCCUCCUGCUCGACCACGGCACCCUAGGCAGCCUCCUCAGCUCCGACCGCUUGGGGGUGGACUCUGAGGCGGAAGUGUACGACGCGGCGCGCCGCUGGGCAGAGCAUCAGCCUCUGGACCGCUACGCCCACAUGCCUGCGCUGCUUCACCACCUGCGCCCGGGGCUCCUGUCCUCGGAGGAGAGCCGGAGGCUGAGCCAGGAGCUGGGGCCUGCUGCCGCCAGGGAAAGCCUCGGAGGCCCUCUGCGACCACGAGAAGGAAUGUUUGAGAAGAAGAUCGUCUGCGUGGACCUCACACCUCGGGAGGAUGAGAAUGUAGCUACGCGGGAUUACACAGUGGACUGCUUUGAUCCCCGAACCGGAAAGUGGGAAAAACUGGCGGCGCUCGGUUCGCUUGUCAGUCCCGGCUGCACGGCUGUGGGCGAUAGGCUGUUUGUAGCAGGCGGGAUCCUACGGACGGGCUCGGUUUCCUCAGCCGUGCACGAGUAUGACGCCGUGCUGGACAGGUGGAUAGAGCGGCCGGCUAUGGGCCAGCCGCGUGCUAUGCUAGGCCUGCUGGGUUGCGGAGAGUCUCUCUAUGCCUUGGGGGGCUGUAACCGCUCCGCUCUGCUGGACUCCAGCGAGUCCCUGGAGCUGACCACGCUUCAGUGGGGCCCCGGUCCUCGCCUACCCUUCCCGCUGCGUGCCUUCGCCUGCGCAGCACUACGAGGACGGCUCUACUUGCUGGGCGGAACCACCCUGGAGCAGAACCGGGCUGUCGUCCACUCGGGCGUGCUCAUUUAUCACACCCUGACCGACUGCUGGACGCGAGUGGCGCUAGACUCCGGCGCGACCUGCCUCGCCGGAGGCGUGGCGGUGCGGGGGGGAGUCUGCGCCAUCGGGGGAUACAUGAGGGACACGACCAAGUUCCUAGACGGAAACUACACAAACCUGGAGACUUUAGACGCUACUGGCCGCGUGCUGUUUUUCCGAGAGGGCAGGGGGUCGGGGAUUGAGAGGGAGGUGACGGGGGGAGGGGUGAUGGUCAGUGCAGAGCAGCGGGGGGUUGCAGGUGGCGGGAGUGACAGAGCCCCAAGUCCUGUUCUUUUUCCCGGAUUGCCACGAAGGAUUGCGGCAGGGGGUGUAGCCAGAUGGAAACGGAGGAUUUAUGUGCUCGGUGGAGAAAACGGCUCACGGUUCUACGACAGCGUGUACUGCUGGAAACCCGGCUGGCGCAGCUGGGUCCAGAGGAGGGAAAAACUCCCAGGAGACACUGGGGGAGUGAGCCAGUUUGGGUGUACCACUCUUAAAUUCCCCAAAAAACACAUCCUGUCCAGACUGAGACUUGCUAAAGAAAAUUGCAAAAAGCCCACCGACUAG
Molecule: messenger RNA, 2392 nt
Organism: Menidia menidia (Atlantic silverside)
Lineage: Eukaryota; Metazoa; Chordata; Actinopteri; Atheriniformes; Atherinopsidae
Source: the annotation of a GenBank genome assembly